AUGUCAUCGUUUCUCAGGGCCCACAGGGUCAGGCCUGCUUAUACCUGUAUCCUCAAACCUUCAUUUUCCCGUUCAUUAACAACCACGCAGCGCUCCAUGGAGGACACUUUUAGAGCGGCGUGCAAGAACAAGAUCAUUCCGGGAGCUGUUCUUUUGGCUACAGAUAAGAGCGGAACAUUCAACUACAGCAACGUGUUUGGUGCCCGCUCCUUGGAGCAUCCGAGGAGUGAGCCGUUGUCUGUGGAUGCAACUAUGUGGAUUGCUUCGUGCACCAAGUUAUUUACAAGCAUUGCUAUUUUGCAGUGUGUUGAGCGUGGACUUUUUACACUAGAUGAGGAUGUCAGACACGUGUUGACGGAGCUUAAUGAUAUCGACGUACUCACCGGCAUCAAUGGCUCUGCCAUUGAAUCGAAGAAAAAUAGUCUACCCAUCACAUUGAGACAGCUUCUCUCGCACACCUCCGGAUUUGCCUAUGAGUUCAACUCUCCCCUAUUACAGCAGUGGCGCAAAUUACAGCCACAAUACAAUAGGCGUCCGCCCAUAAGUGUUCAUAACCGAUUCUUGCAUCCGCUUCUCUACGAUCCUGGGAGCAGCUGGUCUUAUGGUCCGUCUAUUGACUGGGCUGGCGUGCUCAUAGAGCGGCUUACUGGUCUCAGCCUCCAGGAUUAUAUGGCCCAGAAUAUCUGGCAACCCCUCGGGAUUACUGAUAUGACCUUUUUCCUCUCUGGUCGAGAUGACCUACGGGCUCGCGUGGCAUCAAUGUCCAAACGUGAACCAUAUGAAACUAGCGACAAUCCCACAGCUAAGUCGACCUCGGUCCACGCCCCCGAAUACCAGUAUUGUUUCAACCCUGAUAUGGCGGACUGCCAGGGCGGUGGAGGAGUUUUCGGCUCGCCUGUGGAAUAUAUCAAAGUCUUACGUGCGCUGCUUCUCGCGUCUGACGCGCCGGAUGUCCGACCGGUACCCCCUAAACAACUACUACACCGGUCAAGUGUCGAUGCGAUGUUCACACCUCAGCUUGGGGGUGAAAGUCAAAAGGCUCUCCAGGCUGUCGCCGAAAUUCCCCGGUACAACUACAUGAUGGGCGGAAUGCCACCUGAUACCCGUAAAGAUUGGGGACUUGGAGGGCUGCUUGUCAUGGAUGAUAUAGCAGGCUGGCGAAGCAAAGGCACGAUGACAUGGGGUGGCACUCCCAACCUGACCUGGUGGAUUGACCGCAAGGUCGGACUUUGUGGAUUAUAUGCAAGCCAGCUAAUGCCCAUUGGCGAUGCUAAAUCUGUAGAGCUGGAAAAGGUAUUUGAAAAGGCCAUGUAUGAACGGUACCGACAGCAUGUGGCGGACCAGAAUGAUUGCACCGAUUAG
This is a messenger RNA of Talaromyces atroroseus, 1362 nucleotides long. RefSeq lists its product as hypothetical. The record is from RefSeq and is a predicted model, not a curated record. Lineage: Eukaryota; Fungi; Ascomycota; Eurotiomycetes; Eurotiales; Trichocomaceae. Bases 1 to 1362 code for a protein of 453 amino acids. The transcript has 5 exons.